GUCACGGCCGUGAUUCGCGGUUCAGGGGGCCACGCUGCCGGGGACGCUAGUUGUGUGGGAGAGGCUCGGAUGGUUCGCUCGGGGACGGGCCGGCGUGGGCGUGAGGGGUCUGGGCGCGCGCGUGAGGCGACGGGGACGUGCGGCGAGGCGCGGGGGCGUGCGCGGAGAGACCGCCCGGUUCUGCCGUCACGCCGGCUCUGCGGGGGCCCGGCGCCCCCAUGGGAGACCCUGUUCUCUUCGAAGAGCCGCCGCUGCCACCGUCGUGACGGGAUUGCUCCCUGUCGACCUUCCAGGGCUUCUCGCAGAGAUGAUGCUGAUGUACACACUCGAGGGAGUGGGAGAGAUGGAAGGCAGAGAAGCCAAGUACCAUGUCUAAGUCAAGAAUUCUGGGGGCUUGACCCAAGGCCAUGGCAGUGGAAUGCAGUGUGAGAUGUUUAGGAGAGCAAAUUUACAGGGGCAGGGAGAGAGAAACAGUGAUGUAAGAGAGAAACAGCAACCAUUUGCCUCCUGCACACACCCCAACCAGGGAAGGAACCUGCAACCCAGGCAUGUGCCCUCACCGGAAAUUGAACUGGGGAUCUUCCCGUGUACAGGAUAAUGCUCCAACCAACUGAGCCAUGCUGGCUGGGGCUUGGGGGGCACCAUUUAUUAAUUUUAGGGAUUCAUGUCUUUCAAAACAUUUGAAAUAAGAAAUAGCAAAAUCAUUUUAUUUACUCUAUUCACUUGGAAAAUAAUGAAAUGCCAAUAAUCUCUCUAGCUCACUGGUUUAUUGUACAAGGAUAUAACUCAGGAGCAGCCAGAUGGAAGAGAUCCUGAGGGCCAGGGGUGUGGGGAGGGGCACAGGGCCUUUCAGCCCUCCCCAGGGCACCGCCCUCUUGCAUCUCUACAGGGUCACCUACCGGAAGCUUCCAGGUAUUUUCUUAUCUCAUGAAUAAUCCUUAUCAUGUGUCUGGCAGUGUUCUGUUUUACAAAUAUUGACUCAAUUAUCAUAAUAACUCAGUGAAGUAGGACUAUUUUGUCCCCAUUGUACAGAUGAAAAGACUCUGAUAACUGAAAGGUUAAGAAACCACCUUGUAAGUAAUGGAGCAGGUUUUUGAAUCCAGGCAGUCUGGCUGUGGAAUCCAUGCUGUUAGGCACAGUUAGAGCUAUGCAUCUGAGAUUAGGGGACGAGGUUGGGUUAGAAGACAGUGGUUUAUCCAUUGUAGACAGAACACUUGGUCCCAUUGUGUAUCCUGUAGUGGGAUAGACAGUGGGGACAAAGCAAGAUGUGCUGUUGUGCUGUGUCCUAAGAGUGCCCUGGGGCUCACUGAAAAUCGAGACUGGAGAAGACUGAGGAUUCAAUGUUUAAGCUAAUCAUGAUUUUUGAAAUCAUUAGAGAAGAAUAAGAAGUACCAAAGAGGAAAACUAGGCGAAGGAGGAAACAGUCUGUAAAGAGCUUCAAGAACAAUUGAGAGGCCAGCAGUGCCCUUUGUAACAGGGGUCAUUGCUGAGACUCAUUCACCGGCGUGGGGGCAGAAGCCAUAGUGCUUUUAUUUACAUUAAUGUGCAUAGAACUGAAAUGGAAAUUAUUAACAUCUUCAGAAGGCAAAGUGGGUAAAUCAUGUAAAGAAAACAACAUACAGAAAAACUAUACAUGUAGACAUAGCAAAAAUAUUCAAAUGAUAAUCAAAAUAUGGAAAUUCAAAAUAUAGUCUAAAUUUAAAACAAGUUAAAAAUACAAUGUUUAUAGACUUCUGCUUCUGGCCAAGAUGGAGUAACAGGGAGUGGAUUUACCUUCUUGCCCAAACAACCCAACAACAACAAAAAGACAAAGUACACGAAACAGUUGUUGGAAGACGCUGGAUGUCAGACAAUGCAGGACAGUCAUCCCUGUGAGAUGGAAAACCAACGAGCGUUGCCUUUUCAGAUCUGUCAUUACUCUGGAAAGCAUCGUCAGGAACGCGGAGGGCAUGGAGCCCAAGUCACUGACUGCCCGGUCCCCUACACUAGUGACCUUCAAGGAUGUACACGUGGACUUCACCAGAGAGGAGUGGAAUCUCCUGGAUGCUGCUCAGCAGAUCAUGUACAAAGAUGUGAUGCUGGAGAACUACAAGAAUCUGGUGUCCUUGGGACAUCAGCUUCCCAAGCCAGAUGUGAUUUUCCAGUUGGAGAAAGGGGAAGAGCCAUGGCUGGUAGAGAGAGGGAUUCGCCAAGACACCCAUCCAGAUUGGGAUGCUGCAGUUGAAAUUAAGUCAAUUUCCAAAAAGAGCAUUUCUAAAGAUAAACACCCCUGUGACAUUAAAAUGGAAGGAAUGGCAAAGAGUGAUCUCUGGUAUCUGUCAUUAGAAGAAGUCUGGAAGUGUGAAGACCGGUUGGACAGGUGUCAGGAAAACCAGGAGAGGCAUUUGAGGCAAGUGGCAUUCACCCAAAGGAAAGUACUUACUCCAGAGACAGUCAAUGAAAAUGGUGAAUUUGGGGGAAACUGUCUCCUUCCUGCUCAACUGGUGCUGACAGAGUACUUCCAUAAACAUGAGUCACGUGCUAAAAGUUUAAAAGAUGAUUUGGUUUUCAGAGGUCAUCAGGAAAGCUAUGUAAAUAACAGCAGUGAAUGUGGCCAACCCUUCUGUCAGAACAUUCAUCUUAUUCAAUUUGCAAGAACUCAGACAGGAGAUAAAUCCUACAAAUGCCCUGAUAAUGGUAACUCUCGUAGUCAUGACAGAUCCCUUGGUGUAUCAAAGGGUAUACACAGAGAGAAACCCUAUGAGUGUAAGGAAUGUGGAAAAUUUUUCAGCUGGCGGUCUAAUCUUACUAGGCACCGGCUUAUUCAUACUGGAGAGAAACCCUAUGAAUGUAAAGAAUGUGGGAAAUCUUUCAGCCGGAGUUCUCACCUCAUUGGACAUCAGAAGACUCACACUGGUGAGGAACCCUAUGAAUGUAAAGAAUGUGGAAAAUCCUUCAGCUGGUUCUCUCACCUUGUCACCCAUCAGAGAACUCAUACGGGAGACAAACUGUACACGUGUAGUCAGUGUGGCAAGUCUUUUGUUCAUAGCUCCAGGCUUAUUAGGCACCAGAGAACUCAUACUGGAGAGAAACCUUACGAAUGUUCCGAAUGUGGGAAAUCUUUUAGGCAGAGCACACAUCUCAUUCUGCAUCAGCGAACUCACGUUCAAGUGCGGCCCUAUGCAUGUAAUGAAUGUGGGAAGUCUUACAGCCAGAGAUCUCACCUCGUUGUGCAUCAUAGAACUCACACUGGGCUGAAACCCUUCGAGUGCAAAGAUUGUGGCAAGUGCUUCAGUCGAAGUUCUCACCUUUUCUCACACCAGAGAACCCACACUGGAGAGAAACCAUAUGAAUGCCAUGACUGUGGAAAAUCCUUCAGCCAGAGUUCUGCCCUCAUUGUACAUCAGAGAAUUCAUACUGGAGAGAAACCAUAUGAAUGUUGUCAGUGUGGGAAAGCCUUCAUUCGGAAGAAUGACCUUAUUAAGCAUCAGAGGAUCCAUGCUGGAGAAGAGCCCUAUAAAUGUGACCGGUGCGGAAUCCUCUUCAGCCAGAGCUCUCCGCGUAUAUGCCAUCAAAUUGCUCACACUGGGGAGCAGUUCCUAACAUGUAAUCGGUGUGGGUCAGCGCUUGUCAGCAACCCUAACAUUAUUAGAUACCAGACAAAUCGUAUUAGAGAAAGUACUCCUUAAUGUAAUGAAUGCGGGAAAUUUUGCAUAAAGAACAGUAACUUUAUAUUUAGCUUUGGAGAACUCCUGGGGAGUGUGCAGAUGUAGUCCAUGUGGAAGUGCUUCCAGUCUUGUUGCUACCCUUUUUCGUGCUAGACACUUAGUCUUGGAGGGGGAACCCCACAGGUUUCACUUUAGUACACAGAUACAUUAGGUUUUAUUCUUUCCACAAACUUAAUGAAGGAUUUGGCCUGCGAGUAUUAUUGCCCAAGCUCUGACCACUAAAAUCUGAUAAGGAACCAUUAAGUAGAUGAGUUGUUGACAGCUAUUGUAUAUUCCCGUGAAUUGAUAGGCCAUUUUUACUCUCUUCUUGGAUACUUAAUGUUGUGUAAUCUGUUUUAUGUGUCUGAUGUGACCACAUUUUGGUUAGCCAGGAAAAUGCAAAUGCUUAUAAUGGAAAACAUCACAUUUGCCAGUAGUAGUACCCACUGUAAAAUAUAUUUGCAUGUGGGCAAGAACUGAAAAAGUAUCUAGGGAUAAACGAGUAGAAUGGAUUUGUUAGAUAACGGGGUAAUGAGUGGGUUUUAUAGUUUAUUUGGUGUUACUGUAAUACUUUAAUGAAGGUAUUUUUAAAUAUGAAAAAAGUAUCUAGUUUCUUUAUUCCACCAUUAAGGAAACUUUAGAAGUACCUGAUACAAACUUUGCCAUUAAUUCUAAGUUAUUUUGGGUUAUAGAGUUGUACUCUUUGAACAGGGUGCUAAAGACUCCUGUGAGUUUGAAAAGUGAUUCUCUGGACAUUGGGACCUAGAGGAACUUUGGGUAUUUCGAACACACCAGGGAGGGUCUCCGUUUGAGUGGGAGCAGGCACCUGGGUGAUGCUUGGAGCAGGUAUGCUCGGGGUGUAAACACAGUACUACCUGAAUCACCUUCGUUCCAAAGUGACCUGUUGUCUUUAUAAAGAAGACUUGGGCCCUGACCAUUGUGGAUCAGUUGAUUGGGCCUCAUCCCACAAAUGAAAAGGUCACAAAUUCAGUCCCCUGUCAGAGUACAUGGCUAGGUUGAGGGCGGACAAUCAAUGUUUCUCUCUCACAUCCGUGUUUCUUUGCCUCUCUUUCCCUCUCUCUAAAAUCAAUAAGCAUGUCCUCAGGUGAGGCUAAGGGAAAAAAAGCAGACUUGGUGGUUAAGAGCAUUAAGCUUAAAUUAGACUUAAGUUGAAAGCCCGGCUCUGCCCUAAACUGGCUGGGCAAACUUAGGCAUGUUGCCUAGCUCCUCUGCCAGCCUCUGGAUCUCCUCUGUAAAUUCGGGGUAAUACUACUGACCUUGUAGGGUUGGGGUGAGCAUUAAAUCAGCAGACAUAUAAACAGUUUAGAAUAGUGCCUGGCAUACUAAGUGCUUUACACUUCUUAACUGUGAUUACUAAUAUUGUUACUGCUUCACCCUCGUGUCAUUUAAAACCUCCUGAGUGCUGAGGAGAACUCCUUGGAUUCUCAAUUCCCUUCCAGUCAUACAUGUUUUUCCCUUUUAGAUACAUCAGAAUUUAUCCACCUGAGGAUAUCACUGACCCAUAGUGGGUGUAUGGAUUCAUUUCUGAGGAUCAGUUAACAAAUUUUAAAAUUUUAUGCAAAAUCAUUGUGUUCAUGCAAAGGUUUUUCUCUUCUUGGGAGAGGAUCCUAAGCUACAGAUUCUCUGGUAAGUCCAUGAUUUGGGAAGAGAAUCUGUCUUAAUUCUGUUUUAUUGUAUAAAUGGCUCUCCUGUGUGUAGGGACUGACCAUUAUUUGCCAUUUUCUAGCAAACAAAAUGUCUGUUAAAUGCUCAGUGAUUGGUUUUUGAAUGAUAAAUAUUGUUGAGACCGAACAAAAUCUUUGUCUUUCCCAGGAGAAAAAUCUAGAAAUGAUUGUUAGCAUCAUGAGACAGCAGAACUACAAGGAACAGGGACCGUUUAACUGGUGCUCUCCAUGGUGCAGUUGAGACACUGUGAGUUGGCUCAGGGCCUCGAGUUUUGAGUGAAGUCAGACCCAGACCUGCAUCGCAGGUCCCUCGGUCACUGCUGCCCUCUCAGUGCUCGUGUGCCAUCGACACACGUGACAUCUUCCUCUCAGAGCCGAUUUUCAUUGUAAGCAGUGGCUCUUUGUAGGAAUGGAAGAGUAGUUCCUUCACUGAGCCCUGUAGGCUUUCUGAUAGCCAAUGGCUCACUCUUUCUUAACUGUAAAAUGGAGGUGCUACUAGUAUCUACCUCAGAGAGUUGUGUGGGUUAGUGUGAUAACGUGUAUAACGUACUUGCAACAGUACCUGGCACAUAGUAGUACUGUAUGUGUUGUAAUGUGGGAGGCGAUGUGUCUAUGGAUGAUCAAUGAAAUGUUAAUUAUGAUAGUGUAAAAUUUAUAGUAUAUAAAUGUAUAAUAGCAAGAUGGUUAUUUAUAGUUUAUCUAUGUAAUAUUAUGCAAAGAGAAAGUUUGGUAACAGGAAAAAUGUUGAUGAUGUUAUGUGUUAGGAAAAAGCAUGAUAAAUAAUUGUCAAUAUGGAAUAAGUUCAAAUAUAUAAAAAAAUAAAUUGUAAAAAAUGGAACUUGCUCAAAACUCUAAAGAACUUUGUUAGGAGAUUAAUUGCAGUUAACCUACAUAUUAGGAGAUUUGGCAUUUACUUUUUAACUUUUCUGUUCUUUCAAAAGUCUUUAAAGAAUACCUAUUACUUUUAGGACCAGGAAAACAGUCUUGAAGGUGACGGAAUAUUUUCUCUUCCAAAGGUCUUAUCUACAAAUAAGCUAGGAUUUUAAGGGAAUUGGGUGAGGUCACAGGAUUCAAGAUCAACACAUGGUAAUCAAUUUCAUUUCUAUUCCAGCAUUGCACAAUUUGGAAAUGAAGUCAGAAAUAGAAUCUCAUUUACAAUGGUACAAAAAUGUGAAAUACAUAAAUUAAUGAAUUAAGCAAGUUCUGUAUAGUAAAAAAGUGUAAAGCAUUUCUGAAAUUCCAGAACACAUACUCCAGAAUACAUACUGGAUGAUAAAUGGAGUAAUACGCUGUGGUCAAAGAUUGGAAAACUAAAUAUUGUUAAGAUGGCAGUUCUCCCCAAAUUAAUUUUUAGAUUCAGAGGCAUUUGUGUGGAAUUGGACAAGCUAAUCAAAAGUGUAUAUGGAAAUUUAAAGGACCUAGGAUUAUCAGAGCAAUUUAAAAAUAAAAGAACAAUGUUGGAGGGCUUCCACUGCCUGAUUUCAAAGUUUGCUCUAGAACCACAGUAAUAAAAUGUUGGUAUGAGGAUAGAUACAGAUCAGUAAAACAUGAGUCCAGAAAUGGACCUACACAUACAUUGUCAAGUACAUUUUGAUAAAGUGCCAAAAUAAUUCAAUGUGGAAAAGAUAGUCUUUUAAACCAAUGAUGUUGUUAAAAACUGAAUAUUUUUAUUGGGGGGAAAACCUUUUACAUAAAAAUAUUUUUUCAAAACGCAUCACAAACCUAAAUGCUAAAGUUAAAACCUUCAGAUAUCUGGAACAAAAGAGAAUAUAUUUAUGGCCCUGGUCUAGGGAAAGAUUUCUUAUAGCACAAAAAUCAUGAAUCAUAAAGGAAAAAUGGUCAGUUGGACUGCUUAAAAUUAAAAACUUCAGGUCUUUUGAAAACACCAUCAAGAACAUAAAAAAUGCAAUCCAUAGACUAGUACAUAUUCACAAUACAUGUAUCUGA
Messenger RNA from Artibeus jamaicensis (Jamaican fruit-eating bat), 7318 nucleotides. RefSeq names its product zinc finger protein 10 (gene ZNF10). NCBI's taxonomy places the organism in Eukaryota, Metazoa, Chordata, Mammalia, Chiroptera, Phyllostomidae. Gene Ontology annotation, biological process: regulation of transcription by RNA polymerase II. Gene Ontology annotation, cellular component: nucleus. The record is from RefSeq and is a predicted model, not a curated record. The coding region runs from base 1950 to 3668 and encodes 572 amino acids. Gene Ontology annotation, molecular function: DNA-binding transcription activator activity, RNA polymerase II-specific; RNA polymerase II cis-regulatory region sequence-specific DNA binding. The transcript has 7 exons.